AGAAGAUAGAAUUUGGAGAAGAAAAAUGAAACGCAUGUCUGCUGUAAAGUAGAAGACCACACAGCACGUCUGGCCGGCUUUUUCCUCAGAGGAGCUUUCCUGUUCCCUCGGGGCUCACUGAGACUGACCAAGGCCGCCGACUCCAAGUCAAGGAAGCGAUUCGUUAUAGGCCACUGCCGAUGUCUGUACCCUGUUUUUCCGAUUCCGAGUCAUGGCUGCUAGCCAUCUGCAGCUACUGAAAUCAGGGGCUAUAUAAAGGGAGGGGAAGAUUUACCCGAUUUGCCCCUAACGGUCCCGGUCUCUGUCCGAGUCUUCUCACCACCUUCUCCGUUGUCCCCCAACCACCGCCGCCAUCUCUCUUUGUCUCUCUCUCUCGCUGUUUCUCUGGUAUACCCUUCUUCUUCCCUCUCGUUCGCAUCCGCCUUCCAUUUUUGCGGCUUAAGAUCGGAUUGGUAUCUUCACAUUUCGUCUACUCCAGAAAAUUUGCUCGUCUCUUCUUCAAACUACAGCUACUAGGAUGGAUGCGGUUGCCGUUCUCGGAGGACGAACAGUUCCGGGAUCUGCCGCUCUUGUUGCCACAAGGCAUAACUUGGUCCCAAAAGCGAGCAAUUUCGGUACGGAAAUGGCAUCUUCCUACGCGACAUUUGGCACGUCCAGUGGAUUUCUCAAGAUGCGGCCUUUCCCACUGACUUUGGUACGUAGGAAUGGGCAGAAGCAGACAGUUGGGGCUAGGAGAACGGCUGCGAGGGCGUGCAUGGGUCCUUCUGCAUCGUCAUCCCCGCUCGCUCCCCUUCAAUUGGAAUCACCAGUAGGGCAGUUUCUAGCACAGAUUCUGAGGGACCAUCCUCACCUUCUUCCUGCAGCUGUUGAUCAGCAGCUUCAAAUGCUGCAAACUGAUCGAGAUGCAGCCGAGCAGAACGAAAAACCUGCUGCUUCCGGAACAGAUCUCGUUUUGUACAGGAGAAUUGCUGAAGUAAAAGCUAAUGAGAGAAGGAAGGCUUUGGAGGAGAUUCUGUAUGCAUUGGUGGUUCAGAAAUUCAUGGAUGCAGGCGUUCCAAUGAUAUCAUCACUGUCACAGGCGUCCAGUGCCAGGAGUGAAGUUGAUAUAGGGUCCCAGCAGGAUGAGAAGCUUCAAAAGGUUCAUUCUCCUGAAGCAUAUGAGAUGAUUAAGAGCCAUCUGACUCUUAUACUGGGUAACCGUGUUUCCGAUACGAGUUCCAUUGCUCAAAUAAGCAGGGUUAGAGUAGGACAGGUCUACAUGGCAUCUAUUAUGUACGGAUACUUCCUUAAAAGGGUAGAUCAGAGGUUCCAGCUCGAGAAGACAAUGAAGACUCUUCCUUUCAAUAUGGGUAAAGAGCAUGGUGCUGUUCAAGGAGACAUGCCUGAUGAAUCAAGACCCAAUGCCUUGAGUAAGAGUCAGACUGAUAAUUCACCAUGGAAUGGCGGUACAUUCAUUGCAGAACGCAGUGUACAAGCUGCAAAUGGCAGCUUUAAUUCUGGUAGUUUUGACUAUGGGGUAAAACCAUAUCGAUUGCGCUCUUAUGUUAUGUCAUUUGACACUGAAACUCUCCAGCGGUAUGCUACCAUUAGGUCCAAAGAAGCCAUCUCUGUUGUUGAAAAUCACACUGAGGCACUAUUUGGAAGGUCUGAGUUCUCUGGAAGUGUGGAUCGAUCUAAGGAUGAAGCUAUCAGAAUCAGUUUUGCGGGAUUGACUGCCCUGAUUCUAGAGGCUGUAACUUUUGGGUCAUUUGUUUGGGAUGUUGAGAGCUAUGUUGAUUCAAGGUACCAUUUUGUGGCAAAUUAAUCCGAACAAUUCUUGCUGUAGGAUAUGAAAGCGAAGUUAGUGAAAUAAGUCAACUGGCUAGUCAGUUCCGUAACCCAUAGCUUCACUGGUUGAGAAUGUGUAUCUGAAAUGUUUCAGAUACAGAAUUGUGAGGAUUUAGAACUCUGAGGAUGGCAGCAGUUUCUUUUGACCAUAUAAUACAGUGAGUUGAAAAUUACCCUUUUUAAUGGUAGCUCCUUAUUUUAUUUUAUUUUGGGAAAAAUUGGUUUACAAUUAUGUUUGGAGCUGUAAGGUUGAGGUGUUCCUUGUAAUUAACAAGAUGUACGUCUUUUUGAUUGAGAAACCAUAUUUUGAUCUAA
Molecule: messenger RNA, 2142 nt
Organism: Nymphaea colorata (pocket water lily)
Lineage: Eukaryota; Viridiplantae; Streptophyta; Magnoliopsida; Nymphaeales; Nymphaeaceae
Product: UV-B-induced protein At3g17800, chloroplastic-like
Exons: 4
Coding region: 518-1804 (428 amino acids)
Source: RefSeq, a predicted model, not a curated record